AAUUUAGCUAUUCGAGAUGCCGAUUUAGCCAUUGGUUCGUUACGAAAAUUGCAAACUAAUGUUGGCCAUCUCAUAAGGUUUAAAAUUAUUAUUCAAAAUUUUAAUUCAAUAAUCGGUGGGGGGAGUCUUAAAAAGAAUCGUAGUAAUAGGGUUGUAUGGAGAGAUAUAACUUCAGUAUUUGAAAGUAGGAUUCGUACGGGGAUAAUAAUAAAUAAAACUCAUAAAGAUAUCAUUCAGUUUUUAAAUGAUGCUUUUUAUUUAUUUAAAAAUAGAAUUAAAAAUAUUUUAAAAAAAAUGCCAAUGAUAAAAGUGAAUACAUGUUUAGGAGGAGAAUUUAUAAAGAAAACAGGGGAGACAGAGAUACGAGAAAAAAAAUAUUUUAAUACUAAGAAUGAAGUGAUAGAUUUAGGAACUGAUUUAGAUUACUGGUUUGAAGUUUUCGUAAAAGAAAAAAUUUUAAAUAAGUUGUCUGAAUUUCAAGAAAGAGAUAGUAACUGGGCUUUAGAUCAAAUUAGUUCAUUAGAAAUAAAUAUAAACAAAUUUGAAAUGGGUAUAGGAUAUUCGUCUUUCAUUGAUCUGCCUAAAGAAAUUGCUAAAAAACAAGCAUGUGUUAAUAUUAGAAACAUGGAUCGCGCAUGCUUCGCAUGGUCGAUAGUCUCAGCCUUAUAUCCUUCUAAAAAUAAAAAUAAUAGACCUUCUUCAUAUCCGCAUUACACGAAUGUAUUAAACUUAAAAGGGCUUACAUUCCCAGUAACCUUAAAUCAGGUUCCUAUAUUUGAAAAAAAUAAUGAGAAUAUUUCAGUAAAUAUUUAUGAGUUAGAAAUGCAAUCUGAGUCAAAGUUUAUUGUUGCACCUGUUUACUUAACGAAACAGAAAAGAGAAAAACAUGUCAAUUUACUAAUUAUUCAAAAUAAAUAUAAGCCCAAAGGUAACGACUAUGAACCUGAUAACGAUGAUGAUGAAUCUGAUGAAGAGGAAAUUAAAUAUCACUUUUGUUAUAUUAAAAAUUUAUCUAGACUUUUAUACAAACAACUUUCUAAACAUAAAUCUAAAAAAUAUAUUUGUGAUCGAUGUUUAAAUUAUUUUAAUUCAGAGAUGAAGUUAAAUAAUCAUAUCGAUUAUUGUGAAAAAUUAGAUGAUUGUCGAAUAGAUUUUCCUAAGUAUCCCUACAUUAAAUUUAAAAAUUUUGUAUAUCAAGAAAGAGUACCAUUUAUUAUUUAUGCAGAUUUCGAGUCAUUACUCAAACCAUUUGUUGAUGUUAAUAAAAAAAGAAAACGUAGUGGUUCAAAGUCGUUAACGAAAACAUCUCGCUAUCAAAAACAUCAAGCUUAUAGUGCAGGAUUGUAUUUUAAAUGUAAUUAUAAUAAUAAAUUUUCGUUUUAUAAAAGUAAUAGGGGUCUAGAUUGUAUGUCUUGGUUUUCUAGAGAAAUCGAAAACACUGCUAAAUUUGUAUCUUCUAAAUUGAAAAACGUAGAACCUUUAAACACAGCGGUGAGCCUAAAGGAUGCAUCUAGUACUUGUCACAUUUGCAAAAAUUCCUUUAAAGACACAGAUAAGAUCGUUAGAGAUCAUUGCCAUUUGACCGGUAAUUUUAGAGGGUACGCCCACAACAAAUGUAACUUAAAUUAUAAAAAUUCUUUUGUAAUUCCUGUUGUUUUUCAUAACCUCAGUGGCUACGAUGCUCAUUUUAUAAUACGUGAUUUAGCAAAAAGAAAUCAAAUAACAUUACUUCCUGAAAAUAAAGAAAAAUAUAUAAGUUUUACAGUUCACGAUAAGAAAACAACAAUAAAAUUUAGAUUUAUAGAUUCAUUUCGUUUUAUGGGAUGUUCGCUUGAUAAACUAUCAGCAACUUUGAAGCCAGAAAAUUUUACUGAUCUUAAAAAUGAAUUCCUCGAUUUAGAUGAGGAAAAAUUUAAGCUAUUGACUAGAAAGGGUGUUUUCUUUUAUGAUUAUUUAACUAACAUUGAAAGAUUAGAAGAGACAGAGUUACCAAAUCAAAAUAGUUUCUAUAAUAAACUUAUGGAUCAACAUAUUACUGAUACGGAUUAUAACCACGCAAAAUUAGUUUGGGAAAAAUUCAAUUUGAAAACUCUUGGAGAUUAUAGCGAUUUGUAUAUGAAAACCGAUAUACUUUUACUCGCCUCAGUGUUUGAAACGUUUAGAGAUACAUGUUUUAAAACAUACGGUUUAGACCCCGCUCAUUAUUAUACAGUUCCAGGUUAUACUUGGGAUUGUAUGCUUAAAUAUACAAAAUGUGCAUUAGAAACAAUACAGGAUGUCGACAUGUUAUUAUUUUUUGAGGGUGGUAUACGAGGAGGGAUAUCACAGUGCUGUAAUCGGUAUGGCGAAGCAAACAAUAAAUAUAUGUCUGAUUUUGAUUCUACGAAACCAUCAAAGUAUUUAAUGUACUUUGAUGUGAAUAAUCUCUACGGGUGGGCUAUGUCUCAACCGUUACCGUACGGAGGUUUCGAAUGGGUAGAUACCAACAUUGAUGUCACCCAAAUCCCUAAUGAUGCACCUGAGGGGUAUAUGUUGGAGGUUGAUCUUGAGUACCCUCAAAAUAUUCAUGAUCAACAUAAAGAUCUACCUUUUUGUGCUGAACAUCGUCCUCCACCCGGUUCAAAAUUGUCUAAGUUAAUGACUACCCUUUGCAAUAAGGAGAAAUACAUUAUCCAUUAUCAAAAUUUGAAACAAGCUUUGGCUCACGGAUUAAUCUUAACUAAGAUACAUCGUGUAUUAAAAUUUAAGCAAAGUCCAUGGUUAAAAUCGUAUAUAGAGCUUAAUACUUUAUUGAGAUCUCGAGCAACAACCGAAUUUGAGAAAAAUCUAUACAAACUGAUGAACAAUGCCGUAUUUGGCAAGACUAUGCAGAAUUUGAGGAAGCAUAGGGUAGUAAAAUUAGUGAGGAAUUGGAAUGGUCGAAUGGGCGCAAAAAAUUUAAUUUCCAGCCCAAAAUUUUAUAGUCGCACUAUAUUUGAUGAAUCCCUUAUGGCUGUCGAACUUAAGAAAUCUAGAAUCGAAUUUAAUAAACCAUUAUAUGUAGGAAUGGCAAUUUUAGAUAUAUCGAAAAUUUGCGUGUAUGAAUUUCAUUAUGAUUAUAUGUUAGAAAAGUUUCCGCUAGAUGAAUGUAAGCUCUUGUAUACAGAUACCGAUAGUCUUAUAUAUGAAAUAGAGUGUAAUGACGUAUAUGAAGAGGAAAAAAACAAGAUAAUAAAUUUUGAAUUUGAUCAUUUUCAUCGGGCUUGGGUUUCAAACGAAUUACAUCAGGUUUAUAGUCGUAAAUCCUCAUGGUGUCAUGAAUCUUUCAACGAACUCGUGUUUGAGUUAAAGGAGAGAUAUGAUUGCGAUGAGGAUUUACAUAAAAAUAAAAAAAGAAGAUUUAUCUAA
Molecule: messenger RNA, 3387 nt
Organism: Psylliodes chrysocephalus
Lineage: Eukaryota; Metazoa; Arthropoda; Insecta; Coleoptera; Chrysomelidae
Source: the annotation of a GenBank genome assembly